Messenger RNA from Lachancea mirantina, 3039 nucleotides. Lineage: Eukaryota; Fungi; Ascomycota; Saccharomycetes; Saccharomycetales; Saccharomycetaceae. The record is from the annotation of a GenBank genome assembly.
AUGCUCAGAUCCAAGACAGCGGUCCAAUUCAAUAAGCUCGUCGCGAGGAGCUUCCACAAACACUCUGUGGUGAGGCGGCAAGCAAAUGUGUCUUCCGGACAAUUUGGUCAGGUAUUUAAAAGCGCUGGAGGUGCUUACACGCCCUUAGACACAUUCCAAAGAAGACAUUUAGGGCCCAGUCCCGGUAAUGUCAAGGACAUGCUUCAGACUAUGGGAUACCAAGAUUUAGACAAUUUUGUGAAAAACGUGGUACCCGAUCAGGUGCUCACAAAGCGUCCGUUGAAGCUGGAUGCCCCCGAUAGGGGUUUCACGGAGCAAGAAAUGCUGCGGAAACUACAAGACGUCGCUAGCAAAAACGAUUGGCAAGUCAAAAAUUUUAUUGGGAAAGGUUACUACGGUACAAUUUUACCGCCCGUGAUCCAGAGGAAUCUUUUGGAGUGCCCAGAAUGGUACACUUCGUAUACGCCAUACCAACCGGAGAUCUCACAAGGGAGGCUCGAAUCGUUGCUCAAUUUUCAAACAGUUGUAUCCGAUUUGACCGGUUUACCCAUCGCAAACGCUUCUCUGCUGGACGAAGGCACUGCGGCCGGUGAAGCGAUGCUUUUGGCGUUCAAUCAGGCCAAGAAAAAGAGAAGCAAGUUUGUGAUCGACAAAAGACUACACCCUCAAACUAAAUCUGUCCUUAAAACGAGAAGCGUUCCUUACGCGAUCGAGAUCGUGGAGGUCGACACCUAUGAUGUCGAUGCCGCUGUGAAGAUUCUUGCCGAUAAGCAAGUUUUCGGGGCUAUCGUGCAAUACCCGGCUACGGACGGUUCUAUCAUCUCUGGGGAUGCUCUGAUCGCUAUUGCCAAGACAUUGCACGAAAAUAAAGCUUUGCUCGGUGUCGCUGCGGAUUUGAUGUCGCUGACGUUACUCAAGGCGCCCGCUGAAUUUGGUGCCGACUUGGUAUUUGGCUCUUCUCAGCGUUUCGGUGUACCUUUUGGUUGCGGUGGUCCACAUGCCGCUUUUUUUGCCGUCAUAGACAAAUUGAGCAGAAAAAUCCCAGGAAGAAUAGUUGGUGUCUCUAAGGAUCGAUUGGGGAAACCGGCGCUACGUCUCGCUUUGCAAACCAGAGAGCAACACAUCAAACGGGACAAAGCCACUUCCAAUAUUUGUACUGCGCAGGCACUUUUGGCUAACAUUGCCGCUAAUUACUGUGUCUACCAUGGUCCAGAGGGCUUGCGUGACAUUGCGCAGCGCAUCUACGGAUUUACAUCCGUGUUGGCUUCGAAAAUUUCGAAAGAGACUAAUCACCAAAUUGUCAAUAAGAACUGGUUCGACACUCUGACAAUAAAACUAGCUGACGGCGCUUCUUCUUCUCGAAUCUUGCAGUUCGCAUACGAUAAAUACUCAAUUAACCUUUUCCAAGUCGAUGAGAACACGGUCGCUCUGUCAUUGGACGAAACCGUGAGCAAAGAGGACCUUGUGAGCUUGUGUCAACUUUUUGGUGCAUCGGAUGAUCUUCCAACUACUUUGCCUCACUUCCCAACUGAACUACAGCGCCAAGACGCCAUCUUGACAAACGAGGUGUUCAAUCAACAUCACAGUGAGACUGCUAUGUUGAGAUACUUGCAUCGUCUACAGAGCCGCGAUCUUUCCUUAGCAAACUCCAUGAUUCCUCUUGGCUCUUGUACCAUGAAGUUAAACUCUACGGUAGAAAUGAUGCCAGUAACAUGGCCCCAGUUCGCCAAUAUCCAUCCAUUCCAACCUCCAAGUCAAACGAAGGGCUACGAGGAACUCAUUGCAUCGCUAGAAUCGGAUUUGGCAGACAUCACGGGACUCGAUGCAGUCUCUUUGCAACCCAAUUCCGGAGCACAAGGUGAGUACACGGGUCUUCUUGUGAUCAAGAAUUAUCUGAGCUCGAUCGGUCAAAGCCAUAGAAACGUCUGCUUAAUCCCCGUCUCUGCUCACGGCACAAAUCCUGCUUCCGCAGCUAUGGGUGGUAUGAAGGUGGUUCCUGUCAACUGUUUGGAGGACGGGUCGCUCGACUUGGAGGACUUGAGACGCAGAUCGGACCAGCAUAAGGAUGAUCUUGCCGCCAUUAUGAUCACGUACCCGUCCACAUAUGGUUUGUUCGGUCCAAGCAUCAAGGAAGCGCUGGACAUUGUCCAUGAGCAUGGUGGUCAAGUGUAUUUGGAUGGAGCGAAUAUGAACGCCCAAGUUGGAUUGACCUCUCCAGGUGAUUUGGGCGCAGACGUGUGUCAUUUGAACUUGCACAAGACGUUUGCCAUCCCACACGGUGGCGGCGGUCCCGGUGUCGGUCCUAUCUGUGUCAAGUCGCAUUUGGCGCCUUUCCUACCACGCCACGACGUGGUCGAUAUGAUCACGGGCGUUGGAAGCGAACAGAGCAUAUCGUCGGUCUCGAGCGCGCCUUACGGAAGCGCCUCGAUUUUGCCCAUUUCCUACGCGUACAUCAAGAUGAUGGGCUCGCAAGGGUUGCCCUUCUCGUCCGUCAUCGCGAUGCUGAAUGCCAAUUACAUGAUGAAUAGACUCAAGGGCCAUUACGACAUUCUGUUUGUUAACGAAAAGUCCACCAUUCGUCACUGCGGCCACGAGUUCAUCGUCGACCUGAGAGCUUAUAAGACGCACGGUAUCGAGGCCAUCGACGUCGCCAAGAGACUACAGGAUUACGGUUUUCACGCGCCCACGCUUGCGUUUCCGGUACCGGGCACGCUGAUGGUUGAGCCCACGGAGUCCGAAAAUCGCGAAGAGCUCGACCGCUUUGUGGACGCCAUGAUCUCGAUCAAGCGUGAGAUCGACCUUUACAUAGCCAAGGACCCUCGAGGUGCCGUGCUGAAAAACGCUCCCCACUCGUUAGACGACGUGGUUACGAGCUCCGACUGGAACCAAAGAGGUUACACCCGAGAAAUGGCCGUGUACCCGCUGCCAUAUCUGCGCUACAACAAAUUCUGGCCCCCAGUGGCCCGUCUGGACGACACCUACGGCGACAUGAACCUCAUGUGCACAUGUCCGAGCGUCGAGGAAGUUGCCAAUGAGUAG